Messenger RNA from Dovyalis caffra, 510 nucleotides. Lineage: Eukaryota; Viridiplantae; Streptophyta; Magnoliopsida; Malpighiales; Salicaceae. The record is from the annotation of a GenBank genome assembly.
AUGGGAAGAGAAGUAUCAGAGAGUUGCGUCGAUAGCCUACUGACAGAAAUGGUAUCAUCAUACUGUAAUCGAUUUUACUCUAAUAAACCUGAGCUUGCUGCUCGUCGGAUCGAAGCCAUUGGUUAUCAAGUCGGGCAUCAGCUCUCUGAACGGUACACAAUGGAACGGCCUCGUUUUACUGAUCAUUUAGAGGCAAUUAAGUUCAUAUGCAAAGAUUUCUGGUCUGAGUUGUUUAAGAAACAGAUUGACAACUUGAAAACAAAUCAUAGAGGUACAUUUGUGUUGCAAGAUAAUAAAUUUCGCUGGCUAUCACGAAUUUCGACGGAUCCAUCGACGGAGAAUGGAUCGCAAGAUCCUGAAAGUAAGGCUGCACAAGCAAUGAGCAUGUAUUUGUAUUUUCCUUGUGGGAUUAUAAGGGGCGCGCUUUCGAAUUUGGGGAUUCCGUGUGCUGUUUCUGCUGAUAUGUCCAGUCUUCCGGCCUGUUCAUUUGUGAUCCGUAUAAAGGCUUGA